Messenger RNA from Andrographis paniculata, 1988 nucleotides. RefSeq lists its product as uncharacterized. NCBI's taxonomy places the organism in Eukaryota, Viridiplantae, Streptophyta, Magnoliopsida, Lamiales, Acanthaceae. The record is from RefSeq and is a predicted model, not a curated record. Gene Ontology annotation, molecular function: RNA binding. The transcript has 9 exons. Gene Ontology annotation, cellular component: nucleus. Bases 281 to 1768 code for a protein of 495 amino acids. Gene Ontology annotation, biological process: box C/D snoRNP assembly.
CCACCCAAAGUUGCUUGCAGUACCCGCCGUGCUUUUCUCUCCUGCUCUUCUUCCUACUCCCUCCUUCCUUCUUCGCCAUUUUCUUCUUCUUCCUUCUCUACUCCUUUUUUCCCCUGCCGCGCUUGGGCACCACUGGAGUCGGAGUUUCCUAGUGACGUUCUGCGGAAUGCCAUUUAUUGAGCGUCUUUGUUGUUGGAUUGCAUAACAGGUUUCCGCUCGCGAGUCGAGAGUUUGGUUGUAGUUGUGUGACGGAUUUCAUUGGCGCGAGUCGAGGUCAAGCAUGCUUCCUCACUUCAACAAUUUUUAUGGCUCUAAUACGAAUAAUGUUAAUAAUAAUCGCAAUGCCCAAAGCAAUGGAGUAAACGCUUCAGCGCCUCAACAGAUCAUAGGCAAUCAAGGAACUUUUUGCCCUAAUCCUAGCCAAAUUCAGCCCCAGUUUCCUAUGGGAAUGCUUAAUAAUCCUCAGAUGGGAAUGCUUAAUAAUCCUCAGAUGGCAAUGCUAAAUCCCAAUCCAUAUUUUGCUCCAGGCCAGUUUUUCCCGUUUCCCCAAGGUUCUUUUAUGAACCCGAAUGUUGACUUGGCUCAUAUUUUUGGGCGUAAUUCCAUGAACCAGCCUCCGUUCUUGCCGAAUGGGGUACCAAAUUUACCACAGAAUAUCAACCAACUUCUGCAAGUGCAAAUACCAAAUGCUGGCCCUAACAAUGUUGGUCCUUUUAUGAAUUCACAAUUGGGUGUGCAUAAUGGAACAGGAACCUUACAACAACAGUCCAUUGAUGGAAAAGGGAGGUUCAAUUCUCCUCAAGUGCAACAGAAUCAGAUUCUCAGGUCUCCUGGUGCUGCAAAAUCACAGCUGUUGCAGAACGAUUCAGAAAAUUUUAAUGGCAUCAAUGACGGGAAGAAUAGCUGGAGAAAAUCUCAUAACACUAAGUUCAUGAAUAAUAAAAACAAUGCAUCGCAAAGAGGGUUUGGCAAGCCAUUUCAUCAGCGACAAAAUGCUCAAGGACGCAAGUUCAAUGAUGAAUAUCAAGGAAAAGGAAACAGAAAUAAUGGACAGAAGAACUUCCCCACUUCAACCUCCAGUGAGAAAAGUCAGGAGGGUAAAAAGAGGUCUCUUGUGUUGAACUAUACGGAGCAAGAAAUUCGGCAGUGGCGUGAACAACGCAGGAAUAAUUAUCCAUCUAAAGCCAACAUAGAGAAGAAAUUGAAAGAGAAUUCAAUUCAACCAGAGAUCACAGAUGAAGCCGUGAAGAUGCGACGGCAGCAACUCAAGGAGAUAUUGGCCAAGCAAGCCGAGUUAGGCUGUGAGGUUGCAGAAAUACCGUCCAGUUACUUAUUAGAUUCCGAGCCACAGCCACACAAUAAGCAGCAGCAGCAAAAUGGCAAUACAUUUGGCCAAAGAGGACGGUUUCAGAACAAGUUUAAUCAAAAGCGCAAAUUCCACCAAAACGAUCGCUCCUCCAAAAGACCAAGACCCGAAACCAACCAUCGUAACACAAACCCGCAUAGAGACAACAAAAGAGAGCCGUCUCUCCUGAAGAAGCUGCUGAGUCUGGACAUCAAAAGGGAUAAAAAACAUUUGCUGCAGGUUUUUAAGUUCAUGGUGAUGAAUUCAUUCUUUCAAAAUGAGGGAGAUGAUCUGAAAUUCCCAACAGUUAUUGUCAAAGAAUCCGACGAUCUAAGCAAGCCUAUCGAAGAAGAAGCACAGGUUGCAAACAGCGAUGCAUCCGAUCCCCUUGCCCCCACACCUGUAGACAAUCACAUGUGUUGACCGACUGGCGAAAAAAGCGAAAAUCUCAAUCAAGAUGUUGGGGUUACUGAAUGAUUGGGAGUAUGUGUUCUGUAAGUGAUGAUACCUUAAUUUAGUGUGUGUAUAUCUUACUUGCAAUGGCAGUAUUAGUUUUUUUUUUUUUUUUUUAAAUAUUUGGUAUGUAGGUUUUUUUUUAAAUUUUGAAAAUUUUGAAAGGAAAUAUUUUGUGCUCGGUAUGGUU